Molecule: messenger RNA, 552 nt
Organism: Geodia barretti
Lineage: Eukaryota; Metazoa; Porifera; Demospongiae; Tetractinellida; Geodiidae
Source: the annotation of a GenBank genome assembly
AUGAGGGCCGCAUACAUCCAGUCGGUGGGGGGAGCCAGCGGCGACAUGCUGCUGGGGGCGUUGCUGGACGGCGGCGUUCCGGUCGAUGUAAUCGAGGCAGCAAUCGGCGCCCUGGGCAUCAGCGGUGUGGUGGUGAGCGCCCAAAUCGAUGUUCGUUGUGAGGUCAGGGGCGCGCGGGCGCUGGUGGACGUGUCGGCAGCGAAACGGUAUUCACCACAACAGAUGCUGGACAUAGUCUCGCACGCUGCGGGAUUGUCGGAGGGAGUGCGUUCGCAGGCUAUGGCGGUGCUCAACGCCCUUUUCGAUGCCGAGGCCAAGGUUCACGGACACGACCGCGCCGCCGUGCAUCUGGAUGAAUUGGGAACCGCCGAUACGCUGGUGGAUGUGGUGGGAGUUGCCGCCGGUCUGGAAUACCUGGCGGUUGAGCGGGUGUACGCAUCUCCGCUGGUUUUGGGCGAAGCAACCGGCCCGCGCCGACCCCGGCGGGUACAGCAACCCGGCGCCGGCCACGCUGGAGAUCAUUGCCGCGUCGAAAGCGCCCAUCGCACCUGA